AUCCCCUUCUCUGUCCCGACUGUGCUGGAUUACUGGGCCUGCUGCAGCCAUGACAACCGCCAUCUUGGAGCGCCUCAGCACCUUGUCCGUAAGUGGGCAGCAGCUGCGCCGCUUGCCCAAGAUCCUCGAGGAUGGGCUUCCCAAGAUGCCUUGCACCGUCCCAGAGACAGAUGUCCCCCAGCUUUUCCGCGAGCCUUACAUCUAUACCGGCUACCGCCCCACAGGCCAUGAGUGGCGCUACUACUUCUUCAGCCUCUUUCAGAAACACAACGAGGUGGUCAACGUCUGGACCCACUUGCUGGCAGCUCUGGCUGUCCUCUUGCGAUUCUGGGCUUUUAUUGAAACUGAGGCCUUGCCAUGGUCCUCCCCCCAUUCCCUGCCCCUGCUCCUUUAUAUCCUGUCUUCAAUCAGUUACCUCACAUGUAGCCUUCUGGCCCACCUGCUGCAGUCCAAGUCGGAGCUCUCCCACUACACCUUCUACUUUGUAGACUACAUUGGCGUGAGUGUUUACCAAUAUGGCAGUGCCUUGGCCCACUUCUUCUAUAGCUCCAACCAGGCCUGGUAUGAGCGGUUCUGGCUUUUCUUCUUGCCAGCGUCUGCUUUCUGUGCCUGGUUGUCUUGUGCUGGUUGUUGCUACGCCAAGUACCGUUACCGGAGGCCUUACCCAGUCAUGAGGAAGAUCUGUCAAGUGGUACCGGCAGGGCUGGCUUUCGUCCUAGACAUCAGCCCCGUGGCACACCGUGUGGCCCUGUGCCACCUGACUGGCUGCCAGGAGCAGGCAGCCUGGUACCACACCCUCCAGAUUGUCUUCUUCCUUGUCAGCGCCUACUUCUUCUCCUGUCCUGUGCCUGAGAAGUACUUCCCGGGCUCCUGUGACAUCGUAGGCCAUGGGCAUCAGAUCUUCCAUGCCUUUCUGUCCAUCUGCACACUGUCCCAGCUGGAGGCUGUCCUCUUGGACUUCCAGGGGCGCCAGGAGAUCUUCCUGCAGCGCCACAGUCCCCUGUCCAUCUACACAGCUUGCCUCUCCUUCUUUUUCUUGACUGCAUGCAGUGCUGCCACUGCAGCCUUCCUGAGGCACAAAGUCAAGGCCAGACUGACCAAGAAAGAUUCCUGA
Messenger RNA from Orycteropus afer afer, 1114 nucleotides. RefSeq names its product progestin and adipoQ receptor family member 8 (gene PAQR8). Gene Ontology annotation, molecular function: nuclear steroid receptor activity; steroid binding. Gene Ontology annotation, biological process: response to steroid hormone. The record is from RefSeq and is a predicted model, not a curated record. Gene Ontology annotation, cellular component: plasma membrane. Lineage: Eukaryota; Metazoa; Chordata; Mammalia; Tubulidentata; Orycteropodidae.